Messenger RNA from Dromiciops gliroides (monito del monte), 4032 nucleotides. RefSeq names its product dynactin subunit 4 (gene DCTN4). Lineage: Eukaryota; Metazoa; Chordata; Mammalia; Microbiotheria; Microbiotheriidae. Bases 2 to 1444 code for a protein of 480 amino acids. Gene Ontology annotation, cellular component: dynactin complex. The record is from RefSeq and is a predicted model, not a curated record. The transcript is spliced from 14 exons.
CAUGACGGGGGUGAGCCGCUUUGGCACCUCCCAUUUCAAGAUGGCGUCGCUGCUGCAAUCGGAGCGGGUUCUGUACCUGGUCCAAGGAGAGAAAAAGGUUCGGGCUCCACUUUCGCAGCUGUACUUUUGCCGCUACUGCAGCGAGUUGAGAUCGCUGGAAUGUGUCUCACACGAGGUGGACUCACAUUACUGUCCCAGUUGCCUGGAGAAUAUGCCGUCAGCUGAAGCAAAGCUUAAAAAAAACAGAUGUGCCAACUGUUUUGACUGUCCUGGCUGUAUGCAUACUCUUUCUACUCGGGCUACAAGCAUUCCCACACAGCUUCCCGAUGAUCCAGCCAAGACCACCAUGAAGAAAGCCUAUUACCUGGCCUGUGGAUUUUGUCGUUGGACAUCUAGAGAUGUAGGCAUGGCAGACAAAUCUGUUGCCAGUGGUGGGUGGCAGGAACCCGAAAAUCCUCACACACAAAGAAUGAACAAACUGGUCGAGUAUUACCAGCAGCUGGCUCAGAAGGAAAAAGUGGAACGAGAUCGCAAAAAGCUGGCCCGGCGUCGAAACUACAUGCCCCUGGCAUUUUCGCAACACACUAUUCAUGUAGUGGACAAAUACGGCCUUGGAACCAGGCUUCAGAGACCAAGAGCUGGAGCUCCUAUCAGUACCCUUGCAGGACUUUCCCUUAAGGAAGGAGAAGACCAAAAAGAGAUCAAGAUUGAGCCAGCGCAAGCUGUGGAAGAAGUGGAACCUCUUCCUGAGGACUACUAUACAAGACCAGUAAAUCUAACAGAGGUGACUACCCUGCAUCAGCGCCUCUUACAGCCUGACUUCCAGCCAAUCUGUGCUUCCCAGCUCUAUCCUCGACACAAACAUCUGCUGAUCAAACGAUCACUGCGUUGUCGAAAAUGUGAACAUAAUUUGAGUAAACCAGAAUUCAAUCCAACAUCCAUCAAAUUCAAAAUCCAACUUGUUGCUGUCAAUUAUAUCCCAGAAGUCAGAAUCAUGUCAAUCCCAAACCUACGCUACAUGAAGGAAAGCCAGGUCCUGCUGACUCUUACAAACCCAGUGGAGAACCUUACCCAUGUGACUCUGUUGGAAUGUGAAGAGGGAGACCCUGAUAACAUCAAUAGUACUGCAAAGGUGGUUGUUCCUCCCAAGGAACUUGUUCUAGCUGGCAAGGAUGCAGCAGCAGAAUACGAUGAAUUGGCAGAGCCUCAGGAUUUUCAGGACGACCCUGACAUCAUAGCCUUCAGGAAAGCCAACAAAGUGGGCAUUUUCAUCAAAGUCACCCCACAACGCGAGGAAGGUGAGGUGACCGUAUGUUUUAAGAUGAAGCAUGAAUUUAAAAACCUGGCCGCUCCAGUUCGACCUAUUGAGGAAGGGGACCAGGGCUCUGAAGUCAUCUGGCUCACCCAGCAUGUGGAGCUCAGUCUCGGCCCACUGCUCCCAUGAUGGACCCUAAUGAUGAGCAAACCUCAAAGGACAGCAUGGAGAUUCUCGCACUGCAGUGGAACAUCUGGAAAUGCUGAAACCACUGAAGCCUCGACUUCAUUAGGCCUCACUUAUGCUAUACACAUACACUACUGAUAUCUGUUAGGGGAGUGGGAAACAUGGGUUAAGGGACAAGAAAUCCCGAAUAGCUGCAGUUCUUUAUUCCACUGCUAUAAUACUCACCUGUAAAUCUUUGACUCCUUCACAAUCCUUGUACACUUUGACCUGCAACACUAUUUGAGCACAGAGAAAGGUGGCCACUUUAAGACUGUUACUGCCUCUUGCUAAAGUGGUAUUAGCUUCCCAGCCCUCAGAGUGCUUGUUCUAUGUCCAGACCAGUCUUAUGAAUACAAAUCAGAAUCUUACAGGAGAAGCUUCAGGCAGUACCCCAAAAUGGGCCUCCUGUUAUUUGGCCAGUAUUUAGAAAUAGAACACUCUUCUGUGCAUUCCACCAGAAAUUUUUUCAGUAGCCUAAAUAGAUCUUGCCAUUUCCCCUAGCAUAUUCCACCACAUACUUCAGAACUGACUUAUCUUUUGUACCUUGUUUAGCAAUUUCUGAUUCUUAAGCAGCUGUUGCUUGCCUUUUUGGUGGGAAAUGUUCUGCUGUUCACAAUGUGAAAUGAAACACCUGAUAUUAAAUGAUAGAAUGUGUUCUUUUCAAGAAGUAUUUUUAAAGCAGGUAAUUACAAGCCCAAGGAUGGUAAAUUUCAUUAAGUGUUGCAAAAAAUUUCCCCGGGAGAAGUGAUUUUUAUUUCCUUUCCUCUUCAGUCUCUGUCUCUUUAAUUCAGUAUUUGGGAAUUUCAAAUGCUUUCAGCAUUUGGAAACUUCCCAGGGCCCAAAGGAAGUUGAAGUAGAUAAGAUCAGUAUGCUUAAAAUUUCUGACCACCACCUCCCUCAAUCUGCUUACAACUUUAAAGGUUAGUUUAUUAGGCAUGUCUUAAAUUUAUGUUCUUUCCAGAAAUUUAAAGGAAAAAUCAUUAACUGUAUUCUCUUAGAUCCAAAAAUGAACAUCAAGAUAAAAACUGCCAUCCAUCCCCUUCCUGGGUUCCUGGCAUUUAGCUAUACCUAGAAUUUGUCAAGUAGCUAUUUUGGUUUUGGCAAAGUGGCUGAAAGGGUCCCACAGAAACUCUAGAAGUUUACUUCAUCAAUUUUUACUCACUCAGUAAGCUAAAUCUCCAUUUUAAGAGCUAAAUAGGUUGGGUUGCUAUAAUUGACAAUCAGACUUUUAGGGGCAGCUAGAUGGUGCAGUAGAUAGAGCACCGGCCCUGGAGUCAGGAGUACCUGAGUUCAAAUCCGGCCUCAGACACUUAACACUUACUAGCUGUGUGACCCUAGGCAAGUCACUUAACCCCAAUUGCCUCACUUUAAAAAAAAAAAAGAAAAAGAAAAUCAGACUUUUAGUAAAACAUGCCACUAAGUCCACCCUCCACUCCUAUUAUAGUGUUACUAAAUUCUGAUACGACUUGCAUUUUUCUUGAAAGAUUGGUAUCUCUUUCAGGAUGCACCUUUAAAGAUCAGUUUUGAAGCCAUCUCCCGAUUUGAUAAUUGAAUGAACAUAGGCUUAUUAACUUGUCUGUUGCCCCAUGAAAUAAAUAAAAAUUUAGCAUUAAAAAAAAGUUGUUAAGUUGCACUAUCUAGAGUAUACCAGUCAUGUUUGACUGUUUUUCCUGUAGAGCAACAAAUAUACUACAGUGGAAAGGAAAAUGUUCUUACCUAUAUAUUAUUAAAUGCUGACAAUAAAGUUUAGCAGCUUGAAAGAGGAAGGUGUGGCUUCUUGGAAGGCAGCGGAAAGAGCUUUUUUUUUUUAUGUCUAAGAAUUAUCUAAUCUUCCUUCCACUGUCAGAAAGGCUGCUGUGAUGGUAUUGUACCAUGUUUGUUGAUGAAGGAAAUGGGUAUCAAGAAAAAAAAUACCUUAAUGUGUUUGUAAAUUUGCAUAGAUUACACACAAUUGUACAAGCAUGAGUUUAUGAAAUGUAGCUGGUAUUUAUUCUUAAAUGUUAUGUUGAGAUAAUGACAACUGCUACUAUCAUCCCCCAUAUAUAACAGAACACUUAAACACUUUGGUCAUAAAGAUUUUCUUCAGAAUCCAGAUUAACUUGCAAAAUAACAAUACUAACUGGCAUAAUGUUCCCUUGAAAUAGUUUUUAGUGCAGACUGAUAGAAGUGUGUAUGUGGAAGUGAUUCAACACUUACUACACCUAGUGAAUUUGGGGUUCUAUCCUAGAUUACAUGAAAGAUUCUUUAGUACUUAUUCACUGUCUAUAACUGCAGGAAAAUCGAAUAUUACUAUUAUUAGCUAUUAUUUUGGAAACCAAAAGCUAUUAACUCAGAAUGGUGGUUUAUUUAGCCUACCAAAGUUUCAUUUUUCUUUAAAUGCUUUUAGGAGUGACUCCAGCAAAAUCCUGUGUAUAUUUUUGCUGAAGCAUCUCAUGUAUUCCCUCUAGGGGAAUAAGAGGCAUUCUGUCUUGAUCUCUGUUAAUGACAGGUUACUGUGUUGCCUUAUUGCUUAAUUUAAUGUAGUGAAAGAAAUAAAGUAGACAAAAAACCUU